AUGGACAAGGUCACCGGGAAACACAUCACACGCCUCAAGUGGGGUGGAUGGGAGCCCGAGUGGAAGGAAAUGCUCCUCCCACCAGACUGGGGCCAUGCUCCAGUCCGGUACCCCACGACCUACCAGGAGUCCAUUGUUUUGCCGCCGCUGGGAGUUACCGGGGACAAAGAUCAAGCCGCCUCGGUUGCUGGUACUGGCAGCUCAGGCGCCGCUGCGAGCACUGCUGGACACCUGGCACCGUUCCAGCCGGCCAGUCUCCCGGACACAGGGCAACUCAGGCCAGUCAAGUGCGCCGUCCAAUCUUUUCACCGCACCGGGAUACCUUUCUUCCUUCGGGUCGUGGACGAGAUGCCGCUACUGAAAUCAAGGUACCUUGACCCAGACUAUGACGGAACAACAAAGACCCGUAGGGACUUGAAAGCCAAGCGCGCCUGCGCCUUAGACGCUAGCCUGGAACUGGUGACACCAGCGAGUCGGCACUGGUUCAUUCAGGAGUGCAAACUGGAGGAUUGGAUCGAGGAGAGCGAAGCCACGGACUCCUACGUGAUUAACUGGGACACCGGGUGGCAGCUGCCGCAGACUGGGGAUGAAGGAGUACGAGCGGUGCUGCGGUCAUACAUAGGAUCCAACACCGACGAAAUCGCUUGUCUCCGCAUGGUCUUCCCUCGUUUCCCCGGGCGGGUCAUCCCAGACGGCAAGCGGAGGCUCCAUCCGCGUUGUCGCGUAUACCCAACCAGCGGCUCUCUGGUCAAGCACGACAAGGCGGAUUUCGACAAAGUCCUUGCGGGGCUUCUGAAGCCUGGAGGUUGGGGCAACGUCGUGGCGGUCAGCGUGCCGCCGGGGUCCAACAUCAUGGAGCUGGGGGGGGGCCUGGUGCUGGCCUUGCGUCACGUGGUCCAGGCCGAGGCGCUGCCCAGGGAGAGCCGCCCGCCGGCGUCGGAGCCGUCAUGCGAGCCGCGCGCCGCCAGGACGCGGUGGGCCAAGCGACCGAAGAUCGCCCAGGCGACCGCUGGACCCACGGCGCGCCCGUCCGCCAGCCUGGCGGCUGGCGCUGCCGCGGCCGACCCGGAGGAGCAGGCCGAGGCCGACGAGCUGGCGCGCGCGGCCAAGCGGGCGAAGCUCGACCUCGAGGGGCAGGCGUCGACGGCAGAGAAGGCGCUGCAGGAGUCCGAGCCGCAGCCGGGGCCGGAGGACCUGCAACACGCUGCGCGCGAGACGUGUCAGGGGCCCAGUGCGAAGCGCCCGCGGUGCAGCCCCCCGCGGCCUGGGCUGCGUCGCAGGGCCCGCCGCUUGCUGCUGGACGCGGUACGCUCUGGCGCCCUCCAGGCGACGCUCGCGUGCCUCGGCCGUGCGCGCGCCCAGGCGGAGGGGCGCCUUGCUGCCUUGCGCGCGCGGUUGCGCGUGCUGUUGGCGGAUUCCUGCCGGGCUGGUGAGCUGAGGGCGGCAUUGACACGGCGGCAGGAGCAACGGGCGUGCUUGCUGCAAGAGGGCGUGCGGAGCUUGCUGAAGUGCGCGCUGCGCGCCGGCACCCUGCGCGGAGCGCUCGAGCAGGUGAUUUUUGAUCGCGCUGCCUUCGAAGCCUUGGCAGGCGAGGCGAAGCGAGAAAUCCCUGCGGCCGAAGCCCGCGAGGCUGCUGUGGCGGAGGACUCGGGCGAGGCUGCAAUGGAGGUGGACGAGCCGCAAGUGCCCGGUGGCAGCGAGGGCGAGGACGAGACGGCCGAGGAGGUGAUCUUGCCCGAGAUUGGGGCGGCGGAGCGCGACGCCUACGUUGCGCACUUCCGCUGCCUACUCGAGAUGGAGCGCCAGGCGGAAGAGGCUCAGGUGUUGGAGCGGCUCCGCCGGCCCCUGAUGCAGUUGGAGUCGCUGGGGGUCUCCUGCUCGGGCUUGUGGCCCGAGUUCCGCCCCGGCGACGUUAUCGUGCUCACGAGGCGGUCGCGCGGGAUCCCCAGCCUGCCCGAGGUGUCGCCUGGCCGGACGGUGCUCCUGACCGCGCAGGGAGACCAGGUGAGCCUCAGCGGGUGCGGCUCCACGGCCGGCGGAGAGGUCCUGAGCAUCAGCUCCCGAGAGAUAGUCGUUCAGUGCGGGGCCAAGCUGCGGGGGCCGCUCCGCCUGGACUCGGGGCCCAACGGCGUCGCGCAGCGGCGGCUGUCGGAGGUGCUCGUCGCCCUGGAGCGGGGGGGGUCGCGGCCCGGGGAGGACCCCUGGCGGCACGGGCUGGGGCUGGUGACGCCAAGCACACCUCUGGCGUCGGCCCUCUUCGCCAGCGCGCCUGGCGCGGAGGCGACGCUGGCGGCGCGCGCGGCCGAGGCGCCGCCAGACGAGCAGGCGAGCUCGCCGGGUCCUCCCGCCACCCCCUUGCCUGAGCUGGCGAGGCAGCAGCACUACAGCACACCGAGCCCGCCGUGGGUCUCCUACCCGAGCGGCAUGUACCGUGCCGCCAACGAUCGGUUGAGGAGGCACCUCGAGCGUCCACCCGAGGCGCCGCUGAACCCAUCGCAGCAGCGAGCAGUCGCAGUGACUGCGCGGGAGCGUCGGCAGCUGGCUCUUAUCCAAGGUCCACCAGGCACUGGCAAGACGGCCACGGCGAUCGAGGUGAUUGUCUCUUGGCUGAGGGCCAGCAGGGGCCCCAUCUUGGCCACGGCCUUCACCAACAAAGGGGUGGACAACCUAGCCGAGGGCCUGUGGCUGCGCGGCGUCAACGUGGUGCGCAUCGGCGCCUGCAGCCCCGACUUGCCGUAUUCCGAAGCCUCGCACAUGAAGGCAUUCGGCUUCGACCGGGGCACGCGGAACCGGAAGCUCUUCCAAGACAUGCUGGGCGGCGCACACGUGGCGUGCGCCACGUGCAUCGGAGUGGGCAUGGGCAUCCUCGAGGGGGCCUCGUUCCCUUACGUCGUUAUCGACGAAGCAGCCCAGGUCGUGGAGCCCGCUGCGCUUAUCCCGCUGUCCCACGGUUCCGUGCAGGCAGUCCAGGUCGGAGACCAGUGCCAGCUGCCGGCUACGGUCGUCAGCCGCGAGGCAGAGCAGGGGGGCCUCGCCACCAGCUUGUUUGAGCGCUUGGUGGACCAGGGGGUGGAUUGCCACAUGCUCUCGGUGCCCAGCCGAGUUGGGGUGCAGAUGGCCAUGGGAACGUCGAGCGAGCUCGGGUGA
Prorocentrum cordatum is the source of this 3147-nucleotide messenger RNA. NCBI's taxonomy places the organism in Eukaryota, Dinophyceae, Prorocentrales, Prorocentraceae. The record is from the annotation of a GenBank genome assembly.